ACAUAAAAUCAAAAUUUUUUAACAAGAAGUAUGGCGAUGUCACGGACAAAAUAUUUGACAAUUUUUGUAGUUUUUUGUGCCUUUUUAUUAGGAAAUGCCGAAAAACAUAUAAUUACUUUAAAUGAAAAUAAUUGGACUGAUAUGUUAAGUGGUGAAUGGAUGGUUGAGUUCUAUGCACCAUGGUGUCCUGCAUGUAAGGGUUUGCAGCCUGUCUGGAAAGAGUUUGCCUCAUGGUCUGGAGAACUUGAAAUUAAAGUUGGUCAAGUCGAUGUCACAACAGCACCCGGUUUGAGUGGCAGAUUUGUAGUUACUGCUUUACCUACAAUUUUUCAUGUUAUUAAUGGAGAGUUUAGACAAUACAAAGGAGCAAGGGACAAAGAUUCUUUUAUUACAUUUAUAGAAGAAAAGAAAUGGAAAUCUGUUGACCCGGUUCCUAGCUGGAAAGCUCCAGAUACUAUUCAGAUGUCUAUUGUGGCUUCUUUCUUUAAACUGUCGCAAUUCCUAAGGACUGUUCACAACUAUCUUAUGGAAGAAUUUGGCUUGCCAACUUGGGGUUCCUAUAUGAUUUUUGCUCUUACAACAAUAAUUCUAGGAGCGUUUCUUGGACUGCUUCUUGUUUGUGUUAUUGAUUUUGUUUAUCCACCAAAAGGAGCAAGUUAUACCAAAUUACCUAGAGAUAAAGAUCAAGACAAGAAUGAUAAGAAACAGUCCCACAGUGACAAUGAGCUUGAUGAUGAGGAUAUAAAAGAUGACCUUGUUGAUGAUGUAAAGGGCUCGGACAAAGAAAAGCUGUCUGGAUCUGAAACAGAUAAUGAAAGUGAUGCAGGUGAAAAGGACAAUUCUGAAAAAAGUACUUCUUCCAGUCCUAUAGUAAAAAAACGAAAGCCAAGGAAAGCUGACUGAAUAAUUGUGAAACUACCAAAUACUAAAUGAGUGAGAUUCUUGGCAUGAUAGCUUUAAGGAUGACUUUUUUUGGGUUGCUAUGAAAUUUUUGGAAAUAUUAUACUUUGAACUUUACUCUCACUUUUAUAAAUUCAACAUGGAAUUUAUUAUACAUACAUAUGUGCAAAUGUUAUUUAUUAUACUGCAGGUCUAUGCAUUUACGUACUUUUUGUAACUAUUACUACUCACUGAUUUAUAUUGAUAAUACUUGUAAUAUUAUGUAUAUACAUGUACUUAUACAUGUAAAAAAAUUUUAGAAAUUAA
Messenger RNA from Agrilus planipennis (emerald ash borer), 1206 nucleotides. RefSeq names its product thioredoxin-related transmembrane protein 1-like. The record is from RefSeq and is a predicted model, not a curated record. Lineage: Eukaryota; Metazoa; Arthropoda; Insecta; Coleoptera; Buprestidae. The transcript has 6 exons. Bases 31 to 903 code for a protein of 290 amino acids.